This is a messenger RNA of Rhipicephalus sanguineus (brown dog tick), 1853 nucleotides long. RefSeq lists its product as uncharacterized. Lineage: Eukaryota; Metazoa; Arthropoda; Arachnida; Ixodida; Ixodidae. The transcript is spliced from 5 exons. The coding region runs from base 159 to 485 and encodes 108 amino acids. The record is from RefSeq and is a predicted model, not a curated record.
UUUUUUUCCCGUGUCUGUCGAAAACGGAAGCGAGCGCGGCAUUCGAAAUGCGGCCGCCGCGCGGGUCGCGCGAGGCCGGCCCGUCGCCGUGGAUCAUCAACGCCUCCGCGGUGAACGCAGUGCGAUACGUGUGACGCCGAUGGACACGGUGCGAGGAUAUGUGUCGCCCGAUCGCGAUGCUCUCCGGUGCGCUGCUGGCAUCGUGUCUCCUCCGCUUCUGUGUAGCCACCGAGGAGAACGCGUGCAAAGACAUCUGCGAUCUCAAGAUGGACGCCAUGGUGAAGUUAUUGGGAUGCAUGCGUCAUACAGCGAACGUUCACGUAGGCCACAUUAUUGCCAAGUUCAUGUCCAAUGACGCCUUCCUCACGAGGGCUCUCUGUGGGGCCGGCUACAAUAUCGACAGCCUUCUACGCUUGUUUUUCGCGGAUGACUUCAUGGGCGAGCUGAAGACCGCCGAGCGAAAAUGCCAGAAAGAGUUGCUAUAGUAAUCAAUUAAUGGCUGCUUUACGCUCGUCGAUAUGCUCUCGCGCGUCUCGCCACUGUCACGCGCAAGUUCGCAUCAAAGCGCCCAGCCGGGAUUGUUCGAUGCGUCAAACGAAAGCUAAUCGUUCACACUCUGGUUUUCGCUUUGAAGAAAACAUCUGUGCAACUACGUGCCACAUUUUAUUCGCAACAGCUAUCGCGUUGGGCCAGUCGGCCUAUUUCGAAGCGAAACGAAGCGACGCAGUUAACGUAAACUAAGAAAAGCCGGUAUGUAUUUCGAGGUAGGUGCGCGCUUUAUGCGCGGUCAGCUUGACCUGCUGCUUAAGCUUUUUCUGCUCGGACUCUUGGUAGAUGACCAUUUAUUUUAAAUCGUGACAACUCCACAAAUGACAACAAUCAUGACAGGCGUUCGCGUAAAAAAUACCAAAAGGGCAGUGAGAGUGAAUGAACACUUUUUUUAUCAAGAGCAGAUGAUGUCGAAGCCAGGCGUUUAGGGCUUCGUUGAAAACUAAGAGGGGAUCCAAUGAACACCGGAGAGUUAACUUGUGCGCAGACAGGCUGAUGGCGUGAGUUAGCUGUAUGGCCAGAAAGUGAAAGCCAGCGGAACGCCCUUGCUUCAUAGCUCGCCCUGCUUGCGGGGCACUCAAAUAUUGGGAACAGGAGUUAACUUCGGCAAGGUAACCGCUGUUCUUUUCUGAAUAUUAACGUUUAAAUAUACGGGCGCUUAGCAGUAGCUUACAAAAGCUCGCGAAAGCGGAGACUAUAGUUUACUGUGAGAUGAUAGAUGAGGGUGGUUUCGUUUAAGGGCCUUGCAAAGGUUGAUUGAAAAUCAUCCGCCCAUGUUUGUUGCUUUGGCUCAGUGGGAUUGGGCCUUUAUCUAGUGAGAUUUGGGUGCUAGAUCGCAAAUACCGUGAAUGUAUUUUUAAGUGGACCAUAUUUCAUCACGUCCGAAUCGAACUCACUCACGAAGGCAUUUUGCUGUUAAAACGAACUUUAUGUACAUUGCCUUUUUGUUCUCGACGGUAGCCAGGGUAUGCAUUGAGAGAGAGAGAGAGAGAGACCAAAAAAAAAGCGAGCUGCGAUUUACACCGCUCGAACACGUAUAGCAUGUUCUCAAUGAAGUAUCGCGAAAAAAGAAAGAGUAUAGAAAAUAACGAUCCCAAACAACAGAAACCUCCGCGACAGGUGGGGUUCAAGCCCAGAUUACACACCUGCGCGCAUUUUACCCUUGUACCAGUGACUCCAACAAUGAUGUCAAUGCCAUUAAGUUGUAGACCUUUUUUUUCCCCCAGAUACCACCUGCCUUCAGCAUGCAAAUGCAUUUCUGCAACGUUUGUUUCUGUAUACAUGCUUUCUACGUAAUAAACGCU